AUGCUCUCCUCAACUCUCUACGCAGGGUUGCUCUGCUCCCUUGCGGCACCCGCCUUCGGAAUUGCGCACGAGAAAUUAGCCGCUGUUCCCAAUGGCUGGACCUUGAUCAAGGAUGCACCGGAGACCGACACGAUUACUUUGUCGAUUGCCCUUGCUCGUCAGAAUCUCGACCAACUCGAAUCCAAGCUGACGACGCUAGCAACCCCUGGAAAUGCCGAGUAUGGCCAAUGGCUGGACAAGGCGGAUAUUGAAUCACUCUUUCCAACUGCCAGUGAUGAAGCCAUCAUUGAAUGGUUGAAAGCUGCCGGCAUCACCCAGGUGUCCCGCCAGGGCAGUCUGGUGAACUUUGCGUCCACUGUGGGAACCGUGAACAAGCUCUUCAACACCACUUUCUCUUACUAUCAGAAUGGUGCGUCGCAGAAGUUGCGUACGACGGAGUACUCCAUUCCCGACAGCCUGACCGAUGCGAUCGACUUGGUCGCUCCCACUGUCUUCUUCGGCAAGGACCAAGACAACGCGCUGCCUUCUUUUGCUUCAAAGCUCCCCACUCUCCCGAAGCGCGCAUCGAACAGCUCGUCUUGCGCGGACCUCAUCACCCCCGCGUGCCUGGCGGAGAUGUACAACCUCGGCGACUACAAGCCUGUUGUCUCGUCGGGAAGUCGGAUCGGCUUCGGCAGUUUCCUGAACGAGUCGGCCAACUAUGCCGACUUGGCAGCGUACGAGAAGCUGUUCAAAAUUCCUUCCCAGAACUUCUCUGUUGAGUUGAUCAACGGAGGAACUAACGAUCAGAAUUGGAACACAGCCCAACUUGGGGAAGCCGACUUGGAUGUGGAGUUGAUUGUGGCCGUCAGCCAUCCACUUCCUGUCGUCGAGUACAUUACUGGUGGUUCACCUCCAUAUGUUCCCAACGCUGACGGGCCAACUGCCGCGGACAACCAGAACGAGCCUUACUUGGAAUACUACGAGUAUUUGCUGUCAAAGCCCAACGCUGCGUUGCCCCAGGUGAUCUCCAACUCGUAUGGCGAUGAUGAACAGACUGUCCCCAAAUACUAUGCGAAGAGAGUGUGUAACAUGAUCGGCUUGAUGGGACUUCGGGGUAUCACCGUCCUCGAGUCUUCUGGUGAUACCGGUAUUGGUUCGGCAUGCAUGUCCAACGAUGGCACCAACACUCCUCAAUUUACUCCCACCUUCCCCGGCACCUGCCCCUUCAUCACUUCGGUCGGCGGUACUCAGGCCUACGCCCCCGAGGUUGCCUGGGAUGGAAGCUCUGGUGGCUUCAGCAACUACUUUAAACGGCCCAGGUAUCAAGAGGCCGCCGUGAAAAGCUACCUGAAACAUCACAUCUCCAAGGACACCAAGGAGUAUUAUUCUCAGUAUACAAACUUCCACGGUCGGGGCUUCCCUGAUGUGUCUGCUCACAGUCUGACUCCCGAUUAUGAGGUUAUCAACUAUGGUGCACGCUCGAGAUCCGGCGGUACCUCUGCGGCCUGCCCCGUCUUUGCCGGUAUUGUGGGCAUGUUGAACGAUGCCCGUCUGCGCGCCGGCAAGCCUACUCUCGGAUUCCUCAACCCCUUGCUGUACAGCGAAGGAUUCAAGACCUUCACUGAUAUCACUGCUGGAGCUUCCGUUGGCUGUGACGGUACCAACCCGCAGUCAGGAAAGCCUGUGCCGGGAGGCGGUAUCAUCCCCUAUGCCCACUGGAACGCUACUGCUGGGUGGGAUCCUGUUACCGGCCUCGGAGUGCCCAACUUUCUUAAGCUGAAGGAGCUGGUGCUGUCUUUUUGA
Molecule: messenger RNA, 1785 nt
Organism: Aspergillus clavatus NRRL 1
Lineage: Eukaryota; Fungi; Ascomycota; Eurotiomycetes; Eurotiales; Aspergillaceae
Product: S53 family peptidase
Exons: 5
Coding region: 1-1785 (594 amino acids)
Biological process (GO): proteolysis
Molecular function (GO): tripeptidyl-peptidase activity; serine-type endopeptidase activity
Source: RefSeq, a predicted model, not a curated record